This is a messenger RNA of Lolium perenne, 1718 nucleotides long. RefSeq names its product aspartic proteinase 36-like. Gene Ontology annotation, biological process: proteolysis. The record is from RefSeq and is a predicted model, not a curated record. NCBI's taxonomy places the organism in Eukaryota, Viridiplantae, Streptophyta, Magnoliopsida, Poales, Poaceae. Gene Ontology annotation, molecular function: aspartic-type endopeptidase activity.
GGUGCUCCUCUCAUGGUAUUCAGAUGAGGCCGCCGACCAUGGUGGUGAUGGUGGUGCUCCUCGCCAUGGCGGCUGAGGCGGCGCUCCCAGCGGUGGUGGUGCUGGAGCGUGUGCUUCCGCGCAAGGGGGUCCAGUUGGCGGACCUUAAGGAGCUGGACAAGGCGAGGCACGUGAAGAUGGGUGUGGUGAACCUCUCUGUGGAGGGCACCGCCAGCCCGUUCGCCCGUGGGCUAUACUAUACCAGGGUGGGAUUAGGGAACCCCUCGAAGACGUACACUUUCCAAAUUGAUACUGGCAGUUCCAUCCCGUGGGUUGCUUGCACGGGUUCCUCGACCAAAAAUAUCUCACCUGAGUUAUACAACCCCGACUUUUCAUCAACGUCAUCCAGAAUUUCAUGCUCGGAUGAUAAGUGUGCAACAGUCUCCGCAUCUUGCCAACCCUCAGACUCCCCAAGUGGCCUAUGUGGUUAUAAUUUAACAUAUGCUGAUGAGACCAAAAUAUCUGGUUAUUUUGUCUCUGACGUUAUGUAUUUCGAAACUAUCAUGGGAAAUCAACGUUCUGCCAAUUCUUCUGGCUCUGUCGUAUUUGGAUGCACCAACGUACUGCCCAAGUUAAUAGAGACCGAUGGGAUUUUGGGGUUUGGGCGGCAUCAAUUGUCUAUCAUCUCGCAAUUAUACUCUCAGGGGUUAUCCCCAAAAGUGUUUUCUCAGUGCCUGAAAGGUUCUGGAGAAGGUGGUGGCAUUUUUGUUCUUGGUAAAAUUGUGGCACCAAACUUAGUAUUCACUCCACUUGACUCAUCAACGUCUGCGUACAAUUUGAAUCUGGAGAGCAUUGCUGUUAAUGGUCAAAAGCUUCCCAUUGAUUCUUCCUUGUUUGCAACACCAAAAUCACAAGGAACUGUUCUUGACUCAGGAACAGCACUUACAUACCUCGUACAUGGAGCCUAUGGUCCAUUUGUUAGUGCGAUAAUUGCAGCAAUCUCUCCAUCCGUACAGUCUUUGGACACUAAGUUGAACUUGAAGCGGGAUAGGCAGGACAAGUGUUUUCUGUCUUCUGGCAGUAUUGACUUGUUAUUUCCAACGGCGACACUGUACUUUAAGGGCGGUGCUGCAAUGACAGUGAAGCCGUCGCAAUACCUUUUGCAUCAGGGUGCUAAUGGAAACGAUACUGUGUGGUGUAUUGGCUGGCAGAGUAACCAGGUACUUCAGAAUACAGGAGGAAUCACUCUACUUGGAGACAUUGUUUUACACGACAGGCUAAUUGUGUAUGACUUGGGGAAAGAGAGGGUGGGCUGGAAGGACUACAAUUGCUCGUCACUCAAUAGGACCAGGUUUGAUGUGAGCGGUGCGUCGUCAUACUACAGCGGCUUGACAACUAUUGUGGUGGUAGCUGUUGUAUGGCUGGGUGGCCUUCUCGCGGAUCAUGCUCUAUCAUGAGAGUAAGAUCGUAGUACUAACUCAGCUGAGGAGAAACCUAGCCGGGGAGUUGAUUAGGGAAGUUUGCAAUUAUUAGAGGUGUUGAUAUUUAGAUCAAUUAUUAGGCUUGCUGAUUUCUAAUCUGAAUUUGUAGGGAUGAAAAGGACAAUCUGAUUUUAAUCGUUGAUUGCAGAUCCGUGGACCAAAUCAGUUUCUCUAACGUUUUUAUUUGUACCUACCAGUGUCUCCAAAAAACAUGUCCUCCGAUUAUCUAUCUUUUAGUAUACCUUGCCUUGUUUUGAA